This is a messenger RNA of Gaeumannomyces tritici R3-111a-1, 4513 nucleotides long. Its product is annotated as C6 zinc finger domain-containing protein. Gene Ontology annotation, molecular function: transcription cis-regulatory region binding; DNA-binding transcription factor activity, RNA polymerase II-specific; zinc ion binding. The coding region runs from base 803 to 3913 and encodes 1036 amino acids. The transcript has 3 exons. Gene Ontology annotation, cellular component: nucleus. Gene Ontology annotation, biological process: positive regulation of transcription by RNA polymerase II. The record is from RefSeq and is a predicted model, not a curated record. Lineage: Eukaryota; Fungi; Ascomycota; Sordariomycetes; Magnaporthales; Magnaporthaceae.
GAGAUCGGUGUGCUGGGCGCGCAGCUGGCCCCUUGCUCCGAUUUGGCGGCUGCAAACGCCACAGCUCCAGACGGGCCAAUCCCCACCAGCCCAUCUCCCCUGUUCUCCGUCAAGGUCUCACACAACACCACGCACCACCUCUGCCUCUUGACGCUAAAAAAGCAAUCCCGGGCGAGACGACCAAGCGCGCUGCGGUCCGGUGCAGCUGUGGUCCCCUGCGUUGCACCAGCCCAGCACCCUCCAUCUUUCUGUCUGCAGACCGGCGAAUUCGCCCUUCUGCUUUCCCAUGUCUGCCCACCCGCCAAUGGCCUGUCCGUCUUGAGAUCGAUCGGCGCUCGCGGGUGUGCGCCACAAGCCGCCCACCAUUACUCCUCCCUCCCACCUGCUUGACCCUCCCGCUCUCCGCUGCUAGGCCGCUGGCUGACACCACUCCUCGCGGGCCUAGACAGCUCUUCGCUUCCAAACUCCACGGGGCCCGUGUCCCGCGCCGAGGGACUCGCAGAUCCUUCUUGGGAGCUUGUCUUGGCUGAAUAGAGCUCGCUUUCCCGCUCUGGCACCAACUGGCGCCAACCGAUCCCACAGUUGGAGUUUGCGCAGAAUCCUCCAUUGGUCGAGACCAGCCGGCCCUCCGCUUAGGCAGUCUUUCUCCUCCAAAUCGGGUGCCUAGGCCUGCGCUGAGGUAAACCGGUUCUAGGAGUAGGCGAAAGAGAGAGACUUUGAUCCUUUGAGGGCGUCGCCCUGCCGCCGUUGUGGCUUGUGGAGGCAUUGUCGGGCACGCUUGAGCCCGGGCUCCUCUGGAGUGAUGUUGAUGACGGAAAAGAUCCGCGAGCACCACAACCAUCACAACCACCACGGCUCCACAGAGCCGUCACUAUCGCCCUUGUUACGUCGACAACCGCCGCGAGAGCAACCGCAGCAUGCCUUGCUGUCUUUCCCCGCUGCGAAACAGUCACCCUCGUCUUCCUCGAACGAUCUCUUCGAGGUUCCGCCGGCAAAACGACAGCGGACUUCCCCUGUCGCCGCUACCAUGUCGCCUCCUCCCGCCGGGAGCGCCGCCGAGGCCGGCUGCGGUGAUGCCAAGGCGAAGCCCAACAUGAGCCCGACCGCCGGCAACAAGUCGCCCACGAACGCCCGCGCAUCCCUGAACAGCGCCACGGCAGUGGAUGUACCCUCGCCCAUGGCAGCGUCCGGACCGACGUCGGUAGGAAAACCAAGGCGCGUGAGGACGGGAUGCCUGACGUGUAGGGAGCGUCACCUGAAAUGCGACGAGGGAACUCCCGACUGCCUGAACUGCCGGAAGAGUCGGAGGGAGUGUCGGCGAGGGGUACGACUGAACUUUAUCGACAUUCAAGUCAAGAACCCCGCCUACAUACCGCCCAGGACCGAGUGGAACGUGCGCUUUGAGGACGAAUCGAGGAUGAUUGCAUCCGAAUAUCAGGGUGGCGUGGAGAAGUACGUCCGUAUCGAAUCACCACCGCGCGAGGUGGAGCCAGAGCCGUCUACUUUGCAACCGCAGACGUCGAUGGAGAUGGCUGGCAUGCCAGCAUUGUCAAUACCCGCAGAGACGAACACGCCCAUGGCCAUGUCAAACUAUGCGCCUUCGCCUAUAAUGCCGCCAGUGGACCGGAGAUUCAGCGAGAUGCUGCUGCCCAUGCCCGAUUCGCGCAGGGACAGCAUGGCGUCGGUCCAGAUGCCGCCUACCAGGGCCACACCCCAUGGCAGUAUGGAUAUGGGGGCUAACAACGGUAGCUUCAACUUGGCGGCGCUUCAGGACAAAUGUGGCAUCAAGGAAGAGCCAGGGCCCCGCACGCACCAAUACAAGGCCAGCGACGUCUCCAGCGUGGCUUCAUCGCUGGUUCCUCAAGGCAAUGGCCCGCCGUCGGGCGCAUCGGUGAGCGAUGGCCAAGACAACAGCCAGAACAAGCAGCCUGAUGGUUUGAUGACUCCGCCGUCGGAGAACGUGGCGACGGGCGAGCGCGAGUAUCUCAACUCACCCGAGGAGGUUCGUUACAUGCAAGUAUUUAUCGAAGAAGUGGGUGUGUGGAUGGACAGCUUCGACAAGGACAAGCACUUCAGCCGCGUCAUACCCUAUCUGGCUCUCAAGUCACCGAUGCUCCUCAACGCCUUCCUCGCCUGCGGCGCCAAACAGUUGACGCUCGUCAACACGGCCGAGAACCAGCACGACCACCGCGCCCUGUGCUACUACGAUACGGCCACGACACAGCUUCUGCGCAGCCUUUCGAACCCCGACCGCGACAUGGGCGAGUGUGCCACGACGGCCGUCGUCCUGAACGUGUACGAGAUCAUGAGCGACAAGCCGGCCAAGCGGAUGAACCACAUCGCAGGCGCACGGGCGCUCAUAAGGGAGUGCGGGUGGAACGCCAAGAGCAAAGGGGUCGGGUCCGCGUGCUUCUGGCUCAACAUCGGCAUGGAGGUGCUGAGCUGCCUGUCGUUCAACUGGCAGACGGCGUGGCACCCGGACGACUGGGGCCUGGACAUGACCUUCUUCAACGACAUCGAGGAGAACGGCGGCAGCGGCGCCGUGGACCCGGACGAGGGUGGCGGCAUCGGGCGGCCCGACGACGACCAGGAAUGGGUGCACCGCAUCUUCUACAUCGUGGCCAAGAUCGCGAGCUUCAGGGCCAACAUCCCAAGGUUCCAGGAGCCGUCGCCGUACGACGAGCAGGUACGGCUGCAGAGCCGGUUCGCCGAGUGGAAGCGACUCAAGGCGCUGUGCGACGCUUGGUGCAACAGUUGUCCGCGCUCCAUGCGGCCCUUUGGCUACCUGCCACCCUCGCAGACGCAGGCCAAGUCGGCGUUUCCGAAUGUCUGGCUCAUCAAGCGCGCCGCCGUCGUCGGCCGGCUGUUCUACCACACGGCCAUGUGCCUCCUCGCCCAGAUCAACCCCGUCAACCCGCGCGACUCGGAGGAGAACAGGGCGGCUCAGCUGCACCACGCGCACCAGGUGUGCGGCAUCGUCGCCCACACAAAGGACAACGGCAUAGCCUCGGUCGCGAUCCGCAGCCUCGCCAUCUCGGCCGCCGUGCUGCGCGACCGCCGCGAGCAGGAGGAGGCCGUCAUCAUACUCGAACGCAUCAAGCGCGAGACGGGCUGGCGCCUCGGCAAGGUCUACGGCGAGCUCGGCAGGGAAUGGGGCUGGAUGCCCGAUCCGGCCCUGGCGCCUGCCGCUGCUACUGCUACUGCUACUGCUACUGCUGCUACUAAUGCCGCCGGCUCGACUGCUGCCGCUACAGGCAACGCAGGUGGUGCCGGCUCUGCUGCGCCGCCGCCGUUGGGGUCGCCCGCUUCGUCGGCGCUCGCAAACCCCGUGUGCUCUCCCGGCCACGGCGGGUCGCCCAGGAGCCAGAACGCCGGCGCCCCUCCCGCCCUUCAGCCUCCCAGGCUCCAGCAGCCCCGGCCCCAGGCGCCCGCGCGGCGCCAGUCUGGACCCGUCGGCUCCGUCAUGCAGGCGGGCAUGCCGAGUAGGGGCUCGUCGCCGCUACAACACCAAGCACAGGCGCCCUCGACGUUUUCUGGAGGGAGCCGGCAGUUCUUUUCGUCGAACCCAUCACCACAGAUGCAGCACCAACAGCAUCUGCAGGCACAGCAAUACCAGCAGCAGCAGGUCCAGCAAGCCCAACAACAGCAGCAGGCGCAGCAACAAGCGCAACAACAGCAGCAACAACAACAACAGCAGCAACAACAACAACACCAUCAGCAACAACAACAGCGGCAGCAGCGGGAACGCACCCCUCAGCAACCCACACCACCGCUGCCGGUUUCGUCGAGACCUCUCGUCAACCCUCUACUAAUUCGAGCCGAUUUCAGCCUGCCAGACCACCCGUACCAGAAUUGGUAUCAGCCACCCAACGCUACAAGCCAAUUCAGCUCUAAUGGUUUCUGGGCAGGCUAGGUGCUGCGGCACCAUGGUGGCCCGGUCGCUUGUUGAGCAAACACACGCACUCUACUAGUACCAGGCCCCUUUGCUUUUGCUCGCCAUAUCUACUUCCCACACUCUUAACGACCUUCCACUUCCUCUGUAUAUCUAUUCCGGCCAAGUCGGCCUUUCAUGUGGUUAAAGAAAAAUAAACGACGAUAAAAAAGCUCCUUGCGUCUGGGCAACUACUCCGUCCGAAUGGGACUCGCUGUAUAUUUAUAAAACCUCAAAGCCCUCAUGGCAUGGCAUCGUCUAGGAAACGGGAUUCUUCGCAUGUGGCAAGGUGCGCGGCAUUCUAGCGUUUAGUUAGGGUUUUGUUUUUUUGGUGGCCAAGGCGCUUCCUUUUAUACUAGAUGGGCUUUGAAGCGUCGUUGGUGUUUGCCACGCAUAUUUGCUUGGCAGCUACUUUCGAUAGGCAGCCGUAUAACAUUCUGGCAAAUUCGAAGUCUUGCACGGUGACACCGCUUUCUGGGUUGGACGAUUGUAUUUAGCUCCUGUCAACUUGUGAUAUGGCCUCUGCGGACUUGCUCCGCCGUCUAUAACUCCACGUUGUAUCUGGGUAUAACAAAAACCGAG